AUGAGUGAAUGUUUGAAAUAUCAAAAACCAAAUAAAGAUUGCAUGGAAUAUGCAAUUAUUUCACACAACAUUGAUUAUGUUACAUUCUUGAUGAAUGAGCACAAAAUAAAGAUCAACUUAAAUAAUUGCGGAAAACAUAAGAAUCUUGAAUCGUUUUUAGUUUGCUUCGAUCAAACUGAUGAUGGUGACAAAUGCUUUAUUUAUUCAGCAUAUUUUGGCAUAGCUUCUCUUUGCGAAUAUUUCCUUUCACUUGGCGCGGAUAUCGACGAAAAAGAUAUCAAUUUUUUCUCGAAAUCUAGCCUUGAAAUGUAUAUUAAUUUUACUAAAUAUAAGUAUUAUAUUAUAUGCUAA
Molecule: messenger RNA, 351 nt
Organism: Trichomonas vaginalis G3
Lineage: Eukaryota; Parabasalia; Trichomonadida; Trichomonadidae
Product: spectrin binding
Exons: 1
Coding region: 1-351 (116 amino acids)
Source: RefSeq, a predicted model, not a curated record